AGAAAUUCGAUAUUUGUUUCCUGCCCAACGCUCAUUACUGCAUUCAGCCACUGCCUGAGGGAGUGGAGCAACACUACAACCCGCCAAGGUGGUGAAAAUGCCUCCUAAAAAGCAAAAGACAAAGGACAUCAGGUCCUUUUUCAACAAGACUGACAGUCCUGGCAGCAGCAGCUCGACCAACACAGGAAGUGCACAGCCAGGUGAAGCUAAAGGCUCUCAGGUGAGCUCUUACGCUGCACGUUCCUUAGUUGAAACUGCUACACUCACCAAAGUGAAAAAAGAGGACAACUGUGAUUCCCCGAUCGUUGCAACACAUUGCCCUUGUUCUUGUAUCAGUGAUGGUGAGCCUCUGAUCAUAUCAUGGGAGUCAGAAAAGGUUGAAGAGGCUCAAGGCCAACAUUGCCAACCAAUACAUUCAAGGGAUAAAUAUUCUGUCUUCUACAUUGACACAGUGGGAGGGCUGUUCACCAAACAAAAAAAGCUUUUUAGAAACAGCGCUGUAAAACAGUUCAAGUAUCUGUGUGUCUAUGGGGAGAAGGGGAUGACUGUGGAAGAGGCUCUGAGAAGAGACGGUCGUUUCAUUGAUGAUCUCGGCGCUUGCACCUGUCAAGAGCAGAUACAAUGCCAAGCUAUCGGAAAAAGGAAUUUUAGAGUCAUGUCUCUCCACGGAAACAAAAGAGAGCUAAGGACGAUGAAAAAAAAAGAAAAGCAGGGGAAAACUCUGGUUGCAUCAAGUAAUUUUACAAUCAGAGGGUGCGGUGGCAAAAGCAGCUUAGAUGUAAUAAAGCAGAGAGGAAUCAGUGUCAGAACAGAAGUGGAGAAAAGAGGCAGUGUUGAUGACAUUGGGGAGAUUCGUGAUAUACUGCGUCAGCAGUUUCCAGAUCUGAAAGAACUGAUGGAGAGUAGAUUCCCUGAUAAUUCUUAUAAGGAAGCACUGAACUUGAGGAAGGAAAACUUUGGAAAGAUCCAACAGUCUUUCAGUGAAGUUCACAGAGUCAAGAAGCUGCUAAAAAUGGGCGAGUCAGUCUGCAAAGUGAUUGUCGGGGAUGUUAGUACUGGCACGGGCUUUGUGCUGUUUGACAACUUCAUUGUGACUAAUGCGCACUUGUUCAAAGAUUGUGUUGAAAAAGAAAAGCUGAAGGAGGGUAUAAAUGUGUUUGCUGUCUUUAACUAUGAGGUUCCCGAGCCAUUCACAAAUUUCUACUACUUCCAGCUAGCUCGGUUUUACCUCUGUUCCGGAGAGGAUGAACUAGAUUAUGCCAUACUUGAGCUCAACCCUGAGGGCCAGAAACCCAACGAAACAACACAAACAAAGAAAAUGAAGGUGCCACCAGGGCUCCUCAAGACAUUUGGUCGAGUGCCUCAGAAUGGUGAAGCCUGUAUUAUUGGUCAUCCAGCAGGAGAAGUGAAACAAAUGGAUCCGACAUGUAUCAUUAAAAAAGAAAGGAGGAGGCAGGCUGUCAAUGAU
This is a messenger RNA of Morone saxatilis (striped sea-bass), 1468 nucleotides long. Its product is annotated as protein FAM111A-like. The annotation marks the transcript as partial. The transcript has 6 exons. The record is from RefSeq and is a predicted model, not a curated record. Lineage: Eukaryota; Metazoa; Chordata; Actinopteri; Moronidae.